Plasmodium cynomolgi strain B is the source of this 836-nucleotide messenger RNA. RefSeq lists its product as hypothetical. Gene Ontology annotation, molecular function: protein binding. Gene Ontology annotation, cellular component: cilium. The transcript has a single exon. NCBI's taxonomy places the organism in Eukaryota, Apicomplexa, Aconoidasida, Haemosporida, Plasmodiidae. The record is from RefSeq and is a predicted model, not a curated record. The annotation marks the transcript as partial.
AUGAAUUGUUUAUAUGAAAAAUUAGAGAGUAAAAUAAAUUGCUUCGAAAAAUUAAAAGGAGAAUGUGUGGCAAAAGAAGAGUACAACCUGGCAAGUGAACUUAAAAAAAUUGUAAAUCUUUUUAUUUUUUUAAAAAAUGUAAUCACGUUUUUAAAAGAAAAAAAAAAGAAGUACGUUAAAGAAGAAAAUUAUGGAAAAGCUAAAAGGCUAAAAGAGAAAGAAGUAAAGAUAAAAAUUAUAAUAAAAAAUAUAGAAGAAUUAAAAAUUGUAGAUGACUGUUCCAGAAAAUGGUAUUCUGAAUGGCUAUCUCUCUAUUACAAAGAACUGGAAUUUUAUGAAAAAGAGAUAAAUAAAAUUAUGUCUAGUGAAAAUAUAAAAAUUAUAAAAAAAAAAUCCGGGCUUUUUGAUCAGUGCAAUGCAAAAAAUUAUAACGGUCUAGAUUUAAAAAAUGUUCUUCUAUUCAUCUGUAGUGAUGAUGAAAAGAAAAGAGAAUUGGGCUUUGACUUAUCCUACAAACCGUUCGAAGAUCAUGGUAAAAGAAAUAAAAAUUUUUGGCAUAAUAAUAUAGAACCCUUGUGCUUAAUUAUUAAAAGAGGAAUAUCAGAUCCAUGUUACAACAUAUUUAUAAAAAGUGUCGUCACUUUAGAAAAAAUGCUAAUUUUGUUCCAAGAUUAUUUUGUUAAAGUGGACAACAUAGAUGCUGAUAAAUCUAAUAGCAAAAGUGCAAAAUACAUAAAAUGCAUAAUUUCAGCACUUUUGAAACGUCUAGAUGAUUCUAACCUUGACGUUGUAGAUAUCUGUAUAAAAACAAUAAUGAUGAUGCUGCAUAACAAUUU